Messenger RNA from Coffea arabica (coffee), 959 nucleotides. The record is from RefSeq and is a predicted model, not a curated record. Lineage: Eukaryota; Viridiplantae; Streptophyta; Magnoliopsida; Gentianales; Rubiaceae.
AUAACAUGCAUGCUAAACAAAGUCCUCAGCUAUUUCACGAAUCACAUCAGAAAAUUAUUUCUAUCAUUGAUGUUGUACCAACGCAAAAGGUUUCAUGGGUUAAGGCAUAGAUUUCUUUCAAACACAUUGUUCAAAAAUACUAUUACAUGGGUUGCAUAAAAUGCCACCGCAUGACUGCUGCAAACUUUGGAACUACGUUUACUUGCAAUCACUGUAAUGAGAAACAACAGGCUUCUCCCAGGUGUCGCUUUGAUGUAGACCUCACUGACCACACUGAUACACUCACUGCAUCUGUGUUUGGUGACUUAGCUGAAACUUUGCUCACAUUUACUGCACUUGAAGCAAUGAAUUAUCACGAAGAGAAUGCAGAAUUGCCGCUAGAAAAAGUCCAUCAGGAACUACAAUCAAAGAUGUUCACAAUACAGCUAAAGCCAGCAGCUACCAGGGAUGGAGGAGGUCAUCAGCGUUAUACAAUUGUCUAUUGUUUUGAGGAUGCAAGCUCUGAAGAAUCUGCUAACAAGUCUGCAAAUCCUAAUGUCCAGACUUGUUUUGAGGAAGUUGGCAAUACUGUCCCAGCAAGUGUAGCACCAGAAAACCAAGUUUCUUCAUCAAAGGUGCGAAUUCGUCUUGAUACAAAGUUUGAUCAAUCUGAAGAUGCAAACGACAAUACAUCCAAAGACGAGAAGGCAUCCAUCAGCAAAAAGGCAAAGAAAAAUUGAUUGCCUUUCCGUUCCUUAGUUUUCUGGCUAUGAAUUCAGAUGUCUAUGUCUUUUGCUAAUGCUUAAAGCAUUCAUUUUGCUGCAGCUUUUGAAACUAUAUAUCGAACUUAUAACCUACCUUUUUGAAGUCUUAGCUUUAUCAACCAUCUGAACAGAUGUCUGACACGUAUUGCUAUCCCUUAUUAGUCAUUACAUUAUCUGCUGCAAUUCUAUAUAUAUUAAUUGUCUGACUUUUGUCAA